Messenger RNA from Talaromyces stipitatus ATCC 10500, 1979 nucleotides. Its product is annotated as translation initiation factor eIF-2B subunit family protein. The coding region runs from base 1 to 1680 and encodes 559 amino acids. Lineage: Eukaryota; Fungi; Ascomycota; Eurotiomycetes; Eurotiales; Trichocomaceae. The record is from RefSeq and is a predicted model, not a curated record. Gene Ontology annotation, molecular function: S-methyl-5-thioribose-1-phosphate isomerase activity. The transcript has 2 exons.
AUGUCGGACUUGCAACCAGAACCGACACCGAAUAACAAGGCUAUGGAAAAGAGAUCGGUGGUAUCCAGCUUUCUAUUCAAGCUCUGCGAUAGUCAGGCCCAUACCACCAAAGUCGCCUUGUUCCGACGGAGCAACAAGGUCCAUACCUACCAACACCAUCUCGCCCCAAUAUCCGGCAGUAUCGAUUCUCAGACUGAUGCGACACCGGUAGCGGCAGCAUGGAGAGAACUGAAGGAAGAGACUACUCUGACAUCACCAGCGGUCAAACUAUGGCGCAAGGGCAGAUCGUUCUCCUUCCAAGACGAAUCAGUUGGCAGAGAGUGGACUAUCUACCCAUUUGCGUUCCUACUCAAACCGCCGGCUGAAGGGGGGCCAGAAGCCGCAAAUAAGGUGGAAGAUUCUCAUAGUGAUGACGGCGACGGCAUUACGUUCGACUGGGAACACGAUUUUUACAAUUGGCACGAUCCGGACGAAGUACUAUCACGACUGGACCAGGACGGAGCUAAUGCGACGAUUUGUGGCCAGAAACUCGUACCGCGCAUUGCCGAUUCAUUGAGGAACGUUUACCCGGAAUAUCACCUUGGGUCUACAGCGGGGAGACGGCUAAGAGAAGGUCUGCAGCAGUUGCAGAAUGAUCACGAAAGCGGAGCAAGAGAGCUGGCCACCAUCGCUUUGAAUAUACUCAAAGAUAUCUUGAUGGAAGUGCGGCCGUCAAAGGCGAAAGAGAACGAAAACGAGGGCAAAUGGGACGCCUGGUGGAGGGAUGUACGGCUUAUAUCGUGGCAUCUUUGGACGAACGGUAGGGAGUCAAUGGGUGCGGCAAUCGGUAGUGCUUUGCUCUCUGUGCUUGCUGAUAUUGAGAAACUGUAUGAAGAGAGGGGCAGUGAAGACGAGAUCAUUCGGAUCGUUGACCGCUCAAUCCGGAAAAGAGAAGCAAUGACGACGAGGUUCUGUGAGGCGUUAGACUCGUACCUUCGGGACGAGGUAGUCGCGAAGGGAGGUAUCGAACGUGAGAAGAAGACCCUGCGGUUAAUGACAUUGUCAGCAAGUUCUACAAUCAGGGAGUCCAUCCUACACUUUCUCAGGAAAAAUGCUCGGGACAUCUCCUUUGAGACGCUAGAUGUGCGUGUCCUAGAAUCAAGGCCUCUGUACGAAGGCGUGUCUCUUGCAUCGACCCUAUCAUCGUCAUUUCAGUCGACGGAUGAUGACUCGACCGGGCCCAAAAUCAGAGUAACCCUAUUCACAGACAACUCAGCAGCCCUCGCGGCUAGAGAUGUCGAUGUGUUAUUGAUAGGCGCCGACCGUAUCGCAGGGUCGAAUGGGGCUGUGAGUAACAAAACAGGCAGCUUGCCUGCGAUACUUGCAGCAAAACACGUCUCGCCACAGGUCAGGGUGCUUGUCGUUAGCGAAUUAGACAAAGUCGCCCAAGCCGAGGCUAUUGAGAGCCACCCUGAAGAAGACAAUGAUGCGGAGGAAGUGGUGCGUGCGUGGAGAUUGGCUGGGGUAAAGGGUGCUGACGUAAUUGACGGCGUGACAAUCAAGAACGUCUACUUUGAAUGGGUGCCAGCAGAGUUGAUCGAUGCUUACAUCACAGACGAGGGAGUCAAGGGUGUUGCUGGUAUAUGUGAGCGAUCCACUUGGGUCAGCCAACAAGUCCAUAGGUUUUUUGAUAAGCUGUGAUUUCCGCGCAAGUUGCAAGUGGCCUGAUAUAGGGACAGCGCAGUACCUAUACAUUGCGUGAGGUCAACAUAGUCGUUGUAACACUGUUUGUUUAGCUAUGUUUACCUAAUAUGCCCUAGAGGAAAGAUGGCCAUAUUAAGCGAGAUUAUCAAGUGGCGAAUUGCAAGAGCGUGACAGACAGCUCGUUACCCUAAUAUUAUUCGAUAUACAAGCCAGGGGGUUGGCGCACCAGUGCCAAUCAGGGAUCCAAGAGAGGUCAUGAGACUUACUUCACAACGCAGAUUGUUUCGAAAUUAGGC